This is a messenger RNA of Brassica napus (rape), 765 nucleotides long. Its product is annotated as glutathione S-transferase T3. The coding region runs from base 1 to 765 and encodes 254 amino acids. Lineage: Eukaryota; Viridiplantae; Streptophyta; Magnoliopsida; Brassicales; Brassicaceae. The transcript is spliced from 2 exons. The record is from RefSeq and is a predicted model, not a curated record.
AUGAGUUUGGUCUCGUUUGAUGAGGAUGUGCGUGGAAGAAAGGCAACAGAUUCAACUUCAUCAAAGCUUUUGUCUUUCCAUUACACAUUUGAGACGAGUCAACAGUCUCUGCGUCAUGAAGUCUCUGCGUCGGAUGCCUCUCUGUUCGGAGAUGGCAACGAAGAUGCAGAGACUGUGUCAGUCCGUAAAGAGAGACAUAAAUGGAAUCCAACAGAAGAUGGUGUGCUAAUAAGUGUCUGGUUGAACACCUCCAAAGACCCCGUGGUUGCGAAUGAACAGAAAGCAAUAGCGUUUUGGAAACGUAUUGCUGCUUAUUAUGCUGCGAGUCCAAAGGUGGCGGAUUUACAAGAGAGAGGGUCCACAGAGUGUAAAGGAAGAUGGGUGAAGAUUAAUGAGGCCGUGUGUAAGUUUGUUGGCUCUUAUGAAGCUGCAACGAAACAAAGAUCGAGUGGACAGAACGAGAAUGACGUUUUGAAGCUGGCGCACGAGAUUUUUUACAAUGACUACAAGGUCAAGUUCACCAUGGAGCAUGCAUGGUUGGAGCUUCACCAUGAUCAUAAAUGGAGUGGAGUUAAUUCUACUAAGGAUAACGUCUACUCAAAGAGAAGGAAGUUGAACGACCAGUCAUCAACCUCUGUGCCAGUAAGCUAUGGAGAUUAUGAGGCUCGGCCAAUAGGUGUUAAAGCAGCAAAGGGAAAAGGAAAAAAAAACAUGGAGGAAGCAAGCGACUUUAGAAGAGGAAAUGAAGGAGAGGGUGGAGUUUGA